This is a messenger RNA of Rotaria sp. Silwood1, 1851 nucleotides long. The record is from the annotation of a GenBank genome assembly. Lineage: Eukaryota; Metazoa; Rotifera; Eurotatoria; Philodinida; Philodinidae.
AUGACAAUGACAGCGUCAGCCACUUUAAAAACAGUAUCAAUAACAACUGAAAAUAAUUAUAUUAAUAGUAUAAAUAGUAACAAACGUAAAAAUCAAGAAAAUAUAAUUUCAUCAAUAACAAAUAAAUCGGUAGAGCGUCGUAAUUCAAGUUCUGAUGACCUGUUAAUAAAAUCAGCAAAUAAAAUAGAUGAUAGUUUUAAUGGAAAUCUACCAAAAUUUCGUAUACCUAAAAUAACGAGGUCAAAUAAUAGUAUACUAUCAGCAGAUGCUAAUCAAUUAUCUUCAAUAGAAAUGAAAAUAAAAACCAAUACGUGUCCUUCACCACCAAUAUCAAAUACAAAAACAAAUUCUUUACCAACUAAUAAACCGAAUGAUAAAUUUGACUUUUCACAGGGAAAAAGAAAACUUUCUUUAAGUCAAUAUCAAGAACACAAACGAUUGAAAUUGAAUGACAUUGAAGAAAAUUUUUCAGCUGAUGUUGAUAUGCGAAUACAUACAAUGGAUAAUAUUAAGAAUUCACCAUCGACAGCUAUGGAUGAGGACUCUACAAUUAUAUCAGAAAAUCAAUCAGUAGUUAGUCCAAAAAUAGAAAAUAUUGAUAAAGAUAGAAUUAUUAAAAGUAAUCUGAGUCAACCAGGACUAAAAAAAUUAAUAAAAAAAAAACUCAUUUGGGCAGAUGAAAAAAAUCAAGCUCUUGUACAGACAUCAUUUUUUGAAAUAGAUGAUUCAGAAUUAGCAGAUAUGCAUGCAUUUGCACGUCAAUGUGCAACAAAUCUAUCUAUAGCACAAGUUGAAAAAUUAUGGGAACAUGAUCUUCGUAAACAACAAAGUUUAGAAAAGAUAAAUUCAUCUGAUAAUGAUGAUAAACAAAAUUUAGUUUCAUGGCCAACUUUAAUACGUAUUUUAUUGCCGGAUACAAUAGUUCAAUCACAGAAACGUCUUGAACAAGAAAAACGUGAAAAAAAUGUUUUAAAAACAUUUUUAACAUCUUCAUUUUUAUCUGAUAGACAAGGUGAAUUAAACGGUGAUCUUCUUGGAAAUAGUACUAAUGAACCAAAAUUAAUUCCACUUGAUAAUAAUAAUACAUUGUCUGUGUCAAAUGAAGUAUCGUCUUUAAAUAAUAAUAAUUCAACUUCAACAAAUAUAUCUUUAGCUUCAACUAAUCCAAUAUCAUCUGUUUCAUCAUCAUCCGAUAUUAUAUCACCUGAAGUUGCUCGAAUUCUUGCACAAGCAAAAGAAAAUUCAGCAUCUGUAACUGCCAAUAAUCUUUCAUCAAUACCAGUGAAUACAGAAAAUAAUCAAUCAACUACUAUAACAUCAACAAAUCCACCUUUAGCAUCCAUACAAAAUUUUCUUUCUUCUUUACUCAAUAUUCCACAACAGAAUGAAAUAAAUACAACAAGUAUAUCAUCAACAAAUUCAACAGCUAAUAUUGUGUCAAAUACUCCAGUUAAUGUCAAUUUAACAAUUCCUACAAAUUUUGCUUUAAAUCAAUUAUUAGCAAAUGUUUUUCCUUUUAGUACAACAUCAACAACUUACAAUAAUUCAAUUAUUCAACCAUCAUCGGCUAUAUUUAAUACAUCACCAUCAAUACCAAUUACAACAACAAUAAAUUCUACUAAUAAUUCAGCUAUAAAAUCAUCAAUAGUUCCUAUUCUUUCUAACCUCGAUCAUCAAUCAUCAAGAUUUAACAAUAACAAUGAACGACAAAAUAAUAAUUUUUAUCAGAAUAAUCGAGGACAUAAUUAUCGACGAGGAUUACAUAAUAAUAAUCGUCAUAAUUAUUAUCAUAAUCGAAAUAAUAAUAAUUAUAAUAAUAAUAAUCAACGAAAUAUAUUUCCCUUAAAAUAG